Molecule: messenger RNA, 565 nt
Organism: Drosophila navojoa
Lineage: Eukaryota; Metazoa; Arthropoda; Insecta; Diptera; Drosophilidae
Source: RefSeq, a predicted model, not a curated record
GGCUCCGCCCAGAGCAAAUCAAAUCGCAUCGCAUCGAAUCGAGCCGCGCGGCACGCCCCCAAUCGAAAGGGAAAUAUGGGCAGAGUGCUGAGCUACGUCUUCAUAGUCAGCUCGCUGAUAUUGUGGUACCUGCUGCUCUUUGGCAGCUCGAGCGCGGGCGUCGAGGCCACCAACGGCCACGGAAUGCAGCUGGAGGGACGCGACUUUCAUCACCAUGGCGGCAGCCAUCACAUAAGACGCAACAUCAAUCACUGCUGGCGCCGCUACGAUGGCUACAACCUACAGAACACCAUUGUGAACAAGAAGGAGCAGCUGAAGAAACCAUAUGGCAUUCUGUGCAACUUCAAGUGCACCUGGUUCUUUACAAUCAGUUAUCCCACUUGCGAAUUCAUCUACGACUACAAGUUAUCCUGCGUUUUGUUCACUUCACUGCCCGACUGCACGAACGUCAAGUGCACGCUCUUAAACUAUUUCAGCUAGACAAAAGGCGAAUACCGUGUGCCGACCGGGUGUAUGCGCACUCACAGGCAGCUCUCUCUCUCUAUAUAUAUAGCUAAUUAUUGUA